Molecule: messenger RNA, 2487 nt
Organism: Closterium sp. Naga37s-1
Lineage: Eukaryota; Viridiplantae; Streptophyta; Zygnematophyceae; Desmidiales; Closteriaceae
Source: the annotation of a GenBank genome assembly
AUGCGAAAGAUGAUUCGGGACGAGCUGAGGGCGGGGCGGCAGGAGGGCGAGAUACUAGAGUCACUCAAAAGCGAGUACGGGGACUCUGUGGUCUACUCCCCUCCCUUCCACGGCGCCUCUGCUGCUCUCUGGCUCACUCCGCACACUCCGCUGCCCGCCACGCCCACACCAUGCCCCGCAGAGCAGUGUGCGGUCCAAACAGCGCUCAGCCCGCCUUGCGCUGCUGCAUACACCGCCACACCCUCCUCCCUGCCUCCUCCCUCUUCAGACGCGGGCACCCUGUCACCUGAAGAACGAGAGAGCGAGAGCGAGAAAGGGGUAGAGGGCGGGAAGGGAGGUGUUGAGGGCGGGAAGAGAGGUGUAGAAUGCAUGGGUGCAAGAAUGCAUGGGUGCAAGAAUGCAUGGGUGCAAGAAUGCAUGGGUGCAAGAAUGCAUGGGUGCAAGAAUGCAUGGGUGCAAGAAUGCAUGGGUGCAAGAAUGCAUGGGUGCAAGAAUGCAUGGGUGCAAGAAUGCAUGGGUGCAAGAAUGCAUGGGUGCAAGAAUGCAUGGGUGCAAGAAUGCAUGGGUGCAAGAAUGCAUGGGUGCAAGAAUGCAUGGGUGCAAGAAUGCAUGGGUGCAAGAAUGCAUGGGUGCAAGAAUGCAUGGGUGCAAGAAUGCAUGGGUGCAAGAAUGCAUGGGUGCAAGAAUGCAUGGGUGCAAGAAUGCAUGGGUGCAAGAAUGCAUGGGUGCAAGAAUGCAUGGGUGCAAGAAUGCAUGGGUGCAAGAAUGCAUGGGUGCAAGAAUGCAUGGGUGCAAGAAUGCAUGGGUGCAAGAAUGCAUGGGUGCAAGAAUGCAUGGGUGCAAGAAUGCAUGGGUGCAAGAAUGCAUGGGUGCAAGAAUGCAUGGGUGCAAGAAUGCAUGGGUGCAAGAAUGCAUGGGUGCAAGAAUGCAUGGGUGCAAGAAUGCAUGGGUGCAAGAAUGCAUGGGUGCAAGAAUGCAUGGGUGCAAGAAUGCAUGGGUGCAAGAAUGCAUGGGUGCAAGAAUGCAUGGGUGCAAGAAUGCAUGGGUGCAAGAAUGCAUGGGUGCAAGAAUGCAUGGGUGCAAGAAUGCAUGGGUGCAAGAAUGCAUGGGUGCAAGAAUGCAUGGGUGCAAGAAUGCAUGGGUGCAAGAAUGCAUGGGUGCAAGAAUGCAUGGGUGCAAGAAUGCAUGGGUGCAAGAAUGCAUGGGUGCAAGAAUGCAUGGGUGCAAGAAUGCAUGGGUGCAAGAAUGCAUGGGUGCAAGAAUGCAUGGGUGCAAGAAUGCAUGGGUGCAAGAAUGCAUGGGUGCAAGAAUGCAUGGGCAUGGGUGCAAGAAUGCAUGGGUGCAAGAAUGCAUGGGUGCAAGAAUGCAUGGGUGCAAGAAUGCAUGGGUGCAAGAAUGCAUGGGUGCAAGAAUGCAUGGGUGCAAGAAUGCAUGGGUGCGGUGCAAGAAUGCAUGGGUGCAAGAAUGCAUGGGUGCAAGAAUGCAUGGGUGCAAGAAUGCAUGGGUGCAAGAAUGCAUGGGUGCAAGAAUGCAUGGGUGCAAGAAUGCAUGGGUGCAAGAAUGCAUGGGUGCAAGAAUGCAUGGGUGCAAGAAUGCAUGGGUGCAAGAAUGCAUGGGUGCAAGAAUGCAUGGGUGCAAGAAUGCAUGGGUGCAAGAAUGCAUGGGUGCAAGAAUGCAUGGGUGCAAGAAUGCAUGGGUGCAAGAAUGCAUGGGUGCAAGAAUGCAUGGGUGCAAGAAUGCAUGGGUGCAAGAAUGCAUGGGUGCAAGAAUGCAUGGGUGCAAGAAUGCAUGGGUGCAAGAAUGCAUGGGUGCAAGAAUGCAUGGGUGCAAGAAUGCAUGGGUGCAAGAAUGCAUGGGUGCAAGAAUGCAUGGGUGCAAGAAUGCAUGGGUGCAAGAAUGCAUGGGUGCAAGAAUGCAUGGGUGCAAGAAUGCAUGGGUGCAAGAAUGCAUGGGUGCAAGAAUGCAUGGGUGCAAGAAUGCAUGGGUGCAAGAAUGCAUGGGUGCAAGAAUGCAUGGGUGCAAGAAUGCAUGGGUGCAAGAAUGCAUGGGUGCAAGAAUGCAUGGGUGCAAGAAUGCAUGGGUGCAAGAAUGCAUGGGUGCAAGAAUGCAUGGGUGCAAGAAUGCAUGGGUGCAAGAAUGCAUGGGUGCAAGAAUGCAUGGGUGCAAGAAUGCAUGGGUGCAAGAAUGCAUGGGUGCAAGAAUGCAUGGGUGCAAGAAUGCAUGGGUGCAAGAAUGCAUGGGUGCAAGAAUGCAUGGGUGCAAGAAUGCAUGGGUGCAAGAAUGCAUGGGUGCAAGAAUGCAUGGGUGCAAGAAUGCAUGGGUGCAAGAAUGCAUGGGUGCAAGAAUGCAUGGGUGCAAGAAUGCAUGGGUGCAAGAAUGCAUGGGUGCAAGAAUGCACGUCUCAUCCCCCACGCCUCAUCCCCACACCUCACCCCCACGCCUCACCUGUCAUGUCCAUGGCUGUGUGCUGCUGCGCUUGCAUUUUGA